AGGAAAAACACACGCAAAAUUCUCAACAUUCGUAAUUCAGACUGACUAACCAUGGCUUCCAUGUCCAUAACCAAGACCACCAUCUUCAACCUCUCUAAAACUUUCCCCAAAACCUCUUCUCUUUCUCUAUCUUCUCGCAAAGUCUCCAGGGUCUGCUUCGCCUCUCCGUCCUCAAAUUAUAACUACAAUCAUAAGGGCCGAGAUUCAGUGGAAAGGGCCAAAGACUCGAGGGCUGAUAUGGCCUACGAGUCGAGGCAAACGAUGAAUGAAACUGAUGAAGAUAUACCAGACGUGACUGAUGAAACAAAGGAACCUCUUAUAGAAGCGAAGGAAAGAACCAAACAACGUGCACAGGAAAUGAAGGAGAAAGCAAAAGAGUACGGGCAAGAAGCUAAAGAGAAGGCCAAAGAAGGAACUUACAAAGCCGCGGAGACUGCAGAGAGCACGAAAGAGAAGGCAAAAGAGUAUGCUGAAGAAACUAAAGAAAAGGCGAAAGAAGGACCUUAUAAAGCAGCUGACAAUGCACAGAGCGCGAAAGAGAAGGCAAAGGAGUAUGCAUAUGAGACAAAAGAGAAAGCCAAAGAAGGGACGGAAAGAGCGGCGGAGACUGCACAUUACACAAAAGAGAAAGCAAAAGACUACACGCAUGGGGUGAAGGAGAAGACCGAAGAGGCUGCAGAGACGGUGGCGGAUAAGGCCAAGGAAGGGACAACCAAGGCGGCGGAGACCAUGCAGAAUAUAGGAGAAAAAACAAAACAAACGGUGCAAGGUGCAUGGGGCGCGGCCAAAGAUACUACACAGAAGAUUAAAGAGGCCGUAGUGGGAAAAGAUGAUGAUAAUAUUUAUAGAGAGAAGAAAAUAGAUGAAGAUGUUGUUGCUGAUUUGAAGAGGCGAGCAGGAGGAUAUGAUGAGAAUAAGAAGAAAUAUUAAUUGAUAUAGUAAUUAAUGUUGUGUUCUGUUAAUUAACUGCAAAUAAGUUUAUGGCGGGUUAGGUUUUCAUGAUACUAUUUUGUGAUGUAAUAGGGCCCCCUUUUGUUCUGAUUUUGUGCUUUUUAAUUUUCAACUUAAAUAAUAAGUAUACUACU
Messenger RNA from Pistacia vera, 1085 nucleotides. RefSeq names its product late embryogenesis abundant protein, group 3. The coding region runs from base 52 to 930 and encodes 292 amino acids. The record is from RefSeq and is a predicted model, not a curated record. The transcript is spliced from 2 exons. Lineage: Eukaryota; Viridiplantae; Streptophyta; Magnoliopsida; Sapindales; Anacardiaceae.